Messenger RNA from Triplophysa dalaica, 1943 nucleotides. RefSeq lists its product as uncharacterized. The record is from RefSeq and is a predicted model, not a curated record. Gene Ontology annotation, cellular component: membrane. The coding region runs from base 192 to 806 and encodes 204 amino acids. The transcript has 7 exons. Lineage: Eukaryota; Metazoa; Chordata; Actinopteri; Cypriniformes; Nemacheilidae.
AGCGCUCCUCUCCUCUCCACGCACGUGCAUGUUAUUGCGCCUAAAGCGCGCUUUUAAAAUAAUCACACAUAUAUCCGAAAGUGCAUGAAGAAUACUAUGUUUUCAUUAACGCCAUAGUGCGCGUUUUUAAUGCGAACUGUUGUACUUGCGUUCGCAGUGUGUUAUUGAUGAGUGAUUGGUGAGAUAUAAGGAUGUCGCUGUACGCGUCUCAGAUCAAAGCGUUUAAGAGCGCGGAGCCCAAAACGCUUGGCGCUAUUCAGAUCAUAAUUGGAGUUUUGACUGUGAUUAUGAGCACAAUUGUGUAUAAGCUUCAUUAUCACAUACAGCGUGAAAUCAUCAUCCUCAUCGUCAAUGGUGCUCAGCUCGUCAUAACUGGAAUUGUUCUGGUGCAUACUGGGAGGAAGCCAUCGAAAUGUAUGGUGCUGACAUCCAUUGUUCUGCAGUUACUAACAGCAGCAUUUGAUAUUGUUGGAUUUGGGCUCAUGGCCAGACACAUCCCAUUCAGAGGAGAGUCGUACUACUACAGGGACACAGAGUGGUGUUGUGACCCACUUCACUCUGUUUGGGGUUGCUGUGGAGAAGGAGAGACAGGUGGACACAAAGAGUUCCUAGUGAAUGGAAUCCUGGGGACACUGAUCGCUUUCCUUGUGUUAGCAUGUAUCAUCGGUUUGGUCGUUUCUCUCUUUGGAGUCUACGCUCUGUCUGUUAGUGCUAUAAAGGAGCUGACCCCCAUCCCACAUGCUACAGAAAAACAGCAUUAUGGUGCUGGCCUUCAGGCCCAGAAUUCAAUUCAUGCUGGAAACUGACAAAAUAAGAGACGUUCAGAACAGAAGGGCACAGUUUUAGCACAGUUUUACACCAUCUGACUGAAAAAAAGAGGACUGUUUCACCCACAAACCACUCACAGGUAAACUACAAAAAAAAACUUUUGUGAUGUUGUAAAUAAAGUUUUGGAAGUAAAGCGGAACUCUCCUUUUUGCUUGGCUGUUGCUGUCACAGGCUUUAGGAGUGCUGUAAUUUUAAAUGCUCAACUUAAUAGUUAUUCGCACUUUGAUUGAUUUUGCACUUACAAUUUAAAGCUUCCUAUCAUGAAAUUUAACCAAAUUUUUACCCAGAAUCCAGUGUUAUGAUAGAGGGGGACGUGUAUUUGUCUUUGUCUGAGAACUUGUGAAAUUCAGCUUUAGGUAUAUUAGGUACAGAACAUUAUGGAGAAAUUACAGUGAAUAAAAACGGUAAGACAGAUCUGUAAUAUCCUCUUGUUUUGUAGCAUUUGUACCAUCUUUUGCAUGAAUCUUUAUAUGGAUCAACAUGUUUGUUUUAGCCACAUGAGGACAUGCAGGGCAACAUUUAUCAAGUUUAUAUUGGUUUGUAAGAAUAACCUAACAAUGAAAGCACUAAAACUUAAAUUCCCCACUGUUGUAAGCAGGCCAAAGGACAUUGUAUUUGCUUACAAAAAAUAGACUCAAUAAAAUAAAUAUUGAAAUAAUAUAAAAAGCUUGAUAAAUGUGACCCAUGUUCAAAGAAUCCCCUCUUAAGCAGAGUUAUCUGAAUUUCAACACCAGUGACUAAAGUAAACAGCAUCGCUUGGCUUUUUUGUCAUCUCGUUUUAUCCGUACUGACUCUUCAGGAAAGCUAUGAUGACUGCCAACUCUGUAAGUGCCACCAUUUUUGACCAAAAUCAUGGACACGCUAAUGACUAAAGGUCAGAGGUUGAACCCUCGGUCAAGGGCUCGACUUUGGUGAUGUAAAAUCCUCUCGUGGGAGCAUGUGCCGUCUGUUUCGUGUCAGUAGAUCUUUGUCAUUAUGACAGCAUGUGAGAUUUACAUUGUGCCUGUGGUCAGUGAUCUCUUGACGUGUAGUAAACAUGAAAAUGUAGUCUGUAGUAACAUGGCUGUGUUUGUGUUUGUAUUCGAUAUUUCAAAUAAACUUGAUUUAAUACACAA